Messenger RNA from Protopterus annectens (West African lungfish), 5289 nucleotides. It is a transcript of the gene MXRA8, whose product is annotated as matrix remodeling associated 8. The coding region runs from base 1 to 1305 and encodes 434 amino acids. Gene Ontology annotation, cellular component: cell surface; membrane. The record is from RefSeq and is a predicted model, not a curated record. Gene Ontology annotation, biological process: cell adhesion; establishment of glial blood-brain barrier. Lineage: Eukaryota; Metazoa; Chordata; Ceratodontiformes; Protopteridae. The transcript has 10 exons.
AUGGGUGAGUAUGAUGUCAUUGUGCUGGCUACACCUCGAUGGGUGCCUGGAGUUAUUUUAUAUUCAGACCCUGCUGACUUAAUAAACACAGACAGCAUUGUUGUGGCAGUCUAUAAUAUUACAGCCGAAGUUGGAUCUGAUACAGUACUGACUUGCCAGAGUGGACGCAUGGUAUGGACACAGGAUAGCUUAAGUGAUCGUCAGCGGGUAGCACACUGGGACGUAUUUCAAAUGUAUGAUGAUUACAGAGUUGAAAGAAUCUUUGACAUGUUCUCAGCUGGGGACCAGAGGGUUUAUAACUCUUACAAUAAAGGCAGGAUGUCCAUGAACCAGGAUGCAUUUUCUAAUGGGAAUUUCUCUUUGACCAUAAGCGAUGUACGAAUGAGUGACAAGGGCGUUUACUCGUGUAAUCUUCACCACCAUUACUGUCAUCUCCAUGAGUCCGUUAAAGUCCAACUCAGUGUCACCAAAACAGUUCGGAAAGCUAAGAUAUACUGGGAUGGGGAAAAAGUUGUAAUUGUAGCACUUGCUGGCACCAACGUAAUAUUGCCAUGUGUGAAUCGAAAACCAAUUUGGAUAGAGCACCACCUUGAGGAGGAACAGCAAGUUGUGCACUGGGAUCGCCAGCCGCCAGGUGUGUCCCAUGAUCGUGCUGACAGGUUAAUAGACCUGUAUGCAUCAGGAGAGCGCCGAUCAUACGGCCCUACAUUCAUCAGAAGGAAGAUGAACAUCAGCGACUCUGCAUUUCGAGAAGGGGACUUCUCUUUGUCAAUUACAGAUUUGGUCAGAGCAGAUGAAGGAAUUUACUCCUGUCACCUACAUCACCAUUACUGUGGGCUUCAUGAGAGAAGAAUCUUCAAAGUAAAAAUCACAGAACCAGUUAAAACGAAUACAAAGACUGAGCAGGUCAAUCUGACCAGUACUGCACCAAAUAUGGAACCCAAAGUUGUCGAAGUUCCCAAGGUCAUAAAUGUUAUAAUACCAGAGAACAGAGCCCACUUCUUUCAGCAGCUGGGAUACAUUCUGGCAACCUUGGUUUUACUUCUACUUCUCAUCACUGUCACAUUCCUUCUUACUAGGAGACGCAGGAGGAGGGGUCACGAAUAUGAUGUGAAGAAGUCAGAGGAGAAAAUUCAUCUGGAUGAAUUUGUGGUUAGCACAUGUGAACUGAAGGAAUCUAACAAUGAAGAUGUCAGAUUAGACUACAAGAACAACAUUCUGAAGGAGAAGGCUGAACUGUCCAAGACUGUACCAGCAAAAAAUAUCGACUUAGAUAAAGACUUCAAGAAGGAACACUGGAAAUGAAAAUUAUGAAGCUGCUGGCUGGACCAGAAGCAGAACACAGUGGAUACUUUGUUUCUUUGUUAAAUAUUGUGCAGGUCAUAUUCUGCAACAUAUAUUUUAUUGCUACAUUUAAGGAUACAUUUGAGUAUUCUGUGGACCUUCAUCUACUGUUAAACUAUAUAUGUUUUGCAAUAGCCACUUGAGUAUUUUCAGUUGUACUGUUCGCUUCACUGACUAUAUGCCUUUGCCAGUAGGCUCUUAGUUCUUGCAAAGUGAAGUUAAAGAAAGUGUUUGAAAGCUUUACCUACUUUAUGUAUAUAUUGCUAAGCACAGACAAAAUAAAAAGCUGUUUGCAAUAGCAGUCUGCAUGCAAGAAUCCAAAUGGUCAAGGAAAAAAGACUGAAUAUUAUGGUCUGGAUUUCCAGUAAUAAUGUAACUACAUGAUCUGAUUUUAGCAGUAGCUAGAGCACUGACAAAAAACAUAGGGAUUAUUUUAAGAUCACCAUGAAUGAAUCAAAGUAUUGAACAAUACAUUAUGCACUUUGUCAUUUUGUCAUAACUUGUAGACUUCUGAGAAAGGAAUCCAACUUCAGCUGUAAGUCAGAGCUCUUCACACUUUUUAUUUCUGAUCAGGGUACUUUUCUGUUGUUAAUAAUAUACAAAAAGAUGCAACAAGAAAACAUUUUGAUUUACUAUUUUAUUCAGCAGGCUGAGGAACUGGAUCACUAGACCAAUCAUGGUCUACUUACACAGAAUGAAACUUUAGUAUAACAACAAUAUGGUAUACAAACAUACAACUAAACAAAAACAAUAAGAUACAAUGAUGUACAAGCUGCAAGAAUGCACAAAAGUCAGUUAAAGGGAAAAAAAUAAUACAAAGACAGAAUAUGUCUGAUACUGAGUUACAGAUCAGAUGCAACUGCAUUAUUCUCAUUGCUGUCGGUUAUUUUACUUUGGUUGGUGAUGGAAGUAAGAGUAGAGAGCUGACGAAGGGUACUUUGGAGUGAAAUUCACAUAGUCCAGCCUACGUGGAAGAAAGCUCAGUUGAGUACAGACAAGUGAAUAAACUGGAAUGUUAAAUAAUACUGCAGUAGAGUCAGAAGGUGAAAGAAAUGUGGAUUAUUGGUUGACAGAAAUUAGUUGACGUAAGGCUUUGCAAUGGUCUCUGCAAAGAACUAUAUGCAUAAUUGCUGUAAUGAGAAGAACAACUCUUUGGGCAAUCAGGUCUGAAAAAUGAGGCAGGCAAUUAUUCUUAUAUCAUCAAAACUCCAUGAAUCUAAAACAAACUAUUAAGUCCCUAAGAUGAAAACUACUCCAUCAACACACAUAGUAUGCAUAAAAAGUAGCAAUGUUUUUACAGAGGACUGAGUCUUUGUGCUUUCUCCAAUGUGAGGAUUUGCCACAGACCCCUAAUUUCUAAGCAUAGCACCAGAGCACACAGAAGAUUUUGCUUUAAUAAGAGUUUUAUCUUUUUGUUUACUCUGAGUUGCUUGAAUUCAGAGUUACUGGUUGUGGCAACUGGUGUAAGUCCAGGGCCACAAAAGAGGUGAGCCAGGAUUCUAAUCUAGCACAGUCCAGGUUGGGGAUUGGCACAAUGUUUAAGGUAUUUAUGUCAUAUAUACAAUGUACAGAGUUUAAUUCUCACCCUUUGGGAAACUGGCUAGGCUUAGAAUAGCUUGCAAGGGUAGUUAGAUUACUAUUUACCUAUAAACCAUAAGUAAAGCAGAUUCCCUUAACUACUACCCAAUGGAAUGCAUAUUUAGCUAUGUGGCAGUUUGUUACAAGGAAAAAAAAACUAUUUAUCACAUCACUAUAAAAUGACAUCUGAUGAAUUAUUAUGCAAGAGAUGGAAGACAUGCUGUAGGUGGAUUGGACACUCUAAACUGGCCCUAGGUAUGAGUGCGUGCAUGUGUGUGCCUUCCAUGGAAGGUUGGGCGCCGGGCUGGCAGCUCGACACCAUACAGCUCCACUGCUAAUCAUGAGCAGACAGGUGACCUGCUGUGGUAACCCCUAACCAGGAAAAGCCGAAAGAAGAAGAAGAAGAAACCCAAUUUUGUACAAAAAAUAGGACUGCACAGCAUGGGUUGUUUGAUGAAAGGUCAAAGCCAGACUAGUACAUUCUAAACACAAAAAAAUAUUUCAAGUUCUAAGGAAAUUGGCUAGGCUUAAAAUGCCGCACAAGGGCAGCUAGCCUAGUAUUUACCUAUGAACCUAUAAACAAUAUUUUCUGUACAAAUUUCAAAACAAAUCUUGUUUAAGGGCACACUGCUAAAUGGAGUACUGUGUGUGUUAUAGGGUUGAUCACCUGACUCUAGAACAAUAUAAUAAUCUGCAGACAAUGGCCUUGAUUCCAAAAGAUUUGCUCUGAGUGCAAAUGACCACUUACACUGAGAGCAGGCCAAGACCAGGUGUUUUGGAAUCCGUUCCAUGUAGAAAGCCUGUUAAUUGAUAGGAUUUACACUGAAGUAAGUCACUUACAGAGAGCAACUCUUCUGCAAUCUGUCCUUGUACCAUUAGAAAGUGUCCUCUGAGGAACAGGUUGUUACUUAGGCCAAGUCCCACUAGACAUAAUUACUUGGUUUAAGGGUUAUCCAAGAGUCUUAGUUUAGUCAAGUGACAUAUUCAAAUUGAUACACCUUGCAAUACGUUGAGUCUCAAACUCAGGUCAAAAUAAUGCAGCUUGUUUGUAGUUCACUGCAGCAAUGGAUUAUCCUAAAAUGAAAAACUUGAAAUGAAUAACUGGAUUCCUGUGUCAUUUGCUCAAGCUAGCAAGCAUACACAUAAUUAAAAAUUUUACAUGGCUUUAAAAGUGUGUGAUGCAGUAUUUCUGCACAUAUUCUUUGUCAGUUCUGUGAAGGAAACACGACUGUAAGUAAACCUAAUACACUGAUUUCAUAUUAAGCCAAAACUGUUAAGAAAAUUAUAAAAGAAAAUAGUACUUUUACAGUAAAUAAAAUAAAAUAAAAUGAAAUAAAAUAAAAUGAAAUAAAAGCAUAUUUUACUUAGUAGUAAGUUGCAGAAUGCAGUUGAACAACGGUUCUCCUGUUUUCCUAUAUUUCUUUUGUAGGACUAAACACACACACACACACACACACACACACACACACACACACACACACACACAUGCUGAUAGCUUGAGUGGUCACCUUGAACUGAAAGUCUGCAGUUUACCUCAUUUGCACAAGUCACUGUUGUAUAUAAUUGGAUGUUUCAGAAACCAAGCUAUAUAAUCAUAAAAUAGCAGAAUGUGGUGAGUAGGCCUUUGUAGUGACUCAUGCCACCUUUAAGCAAUGAUUACUUAAUUAUAACACUGCUAGGCAAACUUUCCCAAAUGUACCAAACAGAUUUCAAAUUGUUGCACAACUUCUUGGAAUGCUGAACAAAGGAAAUGUAAAUGGUGCUACUGUGUAUGAAUGUUGUUACAACAUACACUAUAAACAGUCCAUGGGAAUAGCAUAUACUGUGUAACUGCAGUGACCUUGUACAGCUAACCAGUAUAUGGAACAUCUGGGCAUUUUUAGUUGAAAUACAACUGUAGCAUCCCUGGGCACUGCUAUUCCCAGGUAUUGAUGAAAGCACCUGUAUUGCAGCCUUUCUUGAUUAGUAAAUUGAAUUGCUGCAAAGGUAUGGGGCUAUAUGGUCUUGGUCCUGGUAAGACAUUUUUUUGAUCUGUUUUCUGUAAGCCUGUUUUUAUAUUGUGUACAACCAGUUAUGCAGACUGUUAUGUUUGCUUCACACUUUACUUGCACACUGUGUUUCUGACCUAAAACAGAACUUUGUGAGUUCUGUUUGUUGACUAAGAAUAGGAUGAACAUUAAUUUUGCCUUUGUUUUUAGUGGAAUAAAAAUAAGAAAUGCAAUUUUAUAAAUGUGCUAUGGAAGUUUUUUUUCUGUUUUUACAUUUUUCUUUAUAAUUUACUUUAUUUUUCUUAAAUGAUUUAUGCACCUUCAUUUCUGGGUAUUUUGUAACUUUUACUAUGAAAUAAAAAUAAUUUCCUCUUAUGUA